CGCGUCGCCCGGCCCCCGGCUCGGCCCCCGGCGUGCGGAGCCGCCCAGCAGAUAUUUUUGAGUGCCUACUAUGUGCCAGCCUGUGCCAGGCACUGGGGACACUGGUGGAGAAGUGCGACUUGUUCCCUGCUCUCGCGGUGCUCAUCACCCCGGAGAGUUAUGUCAUGCCCAGACCAGCAGAGGGCUCCAUGAGGAUUUAUAGAAGAUGCCCCGCGUCUCGGCGCCUUUGGUGCUGCUUCCUGCGUGGCUCGUGAUGGUCGCCUGCAGCCCGCACUCCCUGAGGAUCGCUGCUAUCUUGGACGACCCCAUGGAGUGCAGCCGAGGGGAACGGCUGUCCAUCACCCUGGCCAAGAACCGCAUCAACCGCGCUCCUGAGAGACUGGGCAAGGCCAAGGUCGAAGUGGACAUCUUUGAGCUGCUCAGAGACAGCGAGUACGAGACUGCAGAAACCAUGUGUCAGAUCCUCCCCAAGGGGGUGGUCGCUGUCCUGGGACCAUCGUCCAGCCCAGCCUCCAGUUCCAUCAUCAGCAACAUCUGUGGGGAGAAGGAGGUCCCUCAUUUCAAAGUGGCCCCCGAAGAGUUCGUCAAGUUCCAGCUCCAGAGAUUCACAACCUUGAACCUCCACCCCAGCAACACCGACAUCAGUGUGGCUGUCGCUGGGAUCCUGAACUUCUUCAACUGCACCACCGCCUGCCUCAUCUGUGCCAAAGCAGAAUGCCUUUUAAACCUAGAGAAGCUGCUACGGCAAUUCCUUAUCUCCAAGGACACACUGUCGGUCCGGAUGCUGGAUGACACCCGGGACCCCACCCCACUCCUCAAGGAGAUCCGGGACGACAAGACGGCCACCAUCAUCAUCCACGCCAACGCCUCCAUGUCCCACACCAUCCUCCUGAAGGCAGCUGAACUAGGCAUGGUGUCAGCCUAUUACACAUACAUCUUCACUAAUCUGGAGUUCUCCCUCCAGAGAAUGGACAGCCUGGUGGACGAUCGCGUCAACAUCCUGGGCUUCUCCAUCUUCAACCAGUCUCACGCUUUCUUCCAAGAGUUUGCCCAGAGCCUCAACCAGUCCUGGCAGGAGAACUGUGACCACGUGCCCUUCACGGGGCCUGCACUGUCCUCGGCGCUGCUGUUCGAUGCUGUGUACGCGGUGGUGACUGCCGUGCAGGAGCUGAACCGGAGCCAGGAGAUCGGCGUGAAGCCUCUGUCGUGCGGCUCGGCACAGAUCUGGCAGCACGGCACCAGCCUCAUGAACUACCUGCGCAUGGUAGAAUUGGAAGGUCUCACCGGCCACAUUGAAUUCAACAGCAAAGGCCAGAGGUCCAACUACGCUUUGAAAAUCUUGCAGUUCACGAGGAAUGGUUUUCGGCAGAUCGGCCAGUGGCACGUGGCGGAAGGCCUCAGCAUGGACAGCCGCCUCUACGCCUCCAACACCUCCGACAGUCUCUUCAACACCACCCUGGUCGUCACCACCAUCCUGGAAAACCCGUAUUUAAUGCUGAAGGGGAACCACCAGGAGAUGGAAGGCAAUGACCGCUACGAGGGCUUCUGUGUGGACAUGCUCAAGGAGCUGGCGGAGAUCCUGCGCUUCAACUACAAGAUCCGCCUGGUGGGGGACGGCGUCUACGGCGUUCCUGAGGCCAACGGCACCUGGACGGGCAUGGUCGGGGAGCUGAUCGCCAGGAAAGCAGAUCUGGCUGUGGCCGGCCUCACCAUCACAGCUGAGCGGGAGAAAGUGAUUGAUUUCUCGAAGCCAUUCAUGACUCUGGGAAUUAGCAUUCUUUACCGGGUUCAUAUGGGUCGCAGGCCGGGCUAUUUCUCCUUCCUGGACCCAUUUUCCCCAGGUGUCUGGCUCUUCAUGCUCCUAGCCUAUCUGGCUGUCAGCUGUGUCCUCUUCCUUGUGGCUCGGCUGACGCCCUACGAGUGGUACAGCCCGCACCCGUGUGCCCAGGGCCGGUGCAACCUCCUGGUGAACCAGUACUCCCUGGGCAACAGCCUCUGGUUUCCGGUUGGGGGCUUCAUGCAGCAAGGUUCCACCAUCGCCCCUCGCGCCUUAUCCACCCGCUGUGUGAGCGGCGUCUGGUGGGCAUUCACGCUGAUCAUCAUCUCAUCCUACACGGCCAACCUGGCAGCCUUUCUGACCGUGCAACGCAUGGAGGUGCCCAUCGAGUCAGUGGACGACCUGGCUGACCAGACCGCCAUUGAGUAUGGCACGAUUCAUGGAGGCUCCAGCAUGACCUUCUUCCAAAACUCCCGCUACCAGACCUACCAGCGCAUGUGGAAUUACAUGUAUUCCAAGCAGCCGAGUGUGUUCGUGAAGAGCACGGAGGAGGGAAUCGCCCGGGUGUUGAAUUCCAACUACGCCUUCCUGCUGGAGUCCACCAUGAAUGAGUACUAUCGGCAGCGAAACUGCAACCUCACUCAGAUUGGGGGCCUGCUGGACACCAAGGGCUAUGGGAUUGGCAUGCCAGUCGGCUCGGUGUUCCGGGACGAGUUUGAUCUGGCCAUCCUGCAGCUACAGGAGAACAACCGCCUGGAGAUCCUGAAGCGGAAGUGGUGGGAAGGGGGCAAGUGCCCCAAGGAGGAGGAUCACAGAGCUAAAGGCCUGGGAAUGGAGAAUAUUGGUGGAAUCUUUGUGGUUCUUAUUUGUGGCUUAAUCGUGGCCAUUUUUAUGGCUAUGUUGGAGUUUUUAUGGACUCUCAGACACUCAGAAGCAACAGAGGUGUCCGUCUGCCAGGAGAUGGUGAGCGAGCUGCGCGGCAUCAUCCUGUGCCAGGACAGCAUCCACCCCCGGCGGCGGCGCGCGGGGGUCCCGCAGCCCCGGCCCCCCGCCCCGGAGGAGCGCCGGCCGCGGGGCACGGCGACGCUGAGCAACGGCAAGCUGUGCGGGGCUGGGGAGCCGGACCAGCUGGCGCAGAGACUGGCGCAGGAGGCCGCCCUGGUGGCCCGCGGCUGCACGCACAUUCGCGUGUGCCCCGAGUGCCGCCGCUUCCAGGGCCUGCGCGCACGGCCCUCGCCCGCCCGCAGCGAGGAGAGCCUCGAGUGGGAGAAGACCACCAACAGCAGCGAGCCCGAGUAG
Molecule: messenger RNA, 3076 nt
Organism: Lepus europaeus (European hare)
Lineage: Eukaryota; Metazoa; Chordata; Mammalia; Lagomorpha; Leporidae
Gene: GRIK4
Product: glutamate ionotropic receptor kainate type subunit 4
Exons: 21
Coding region: 206-3076 (956 amino acids)
Biological process (GO): modulation of chemical synaptic transmission; monoatomic ion transport; synaptic transmission, glutamatergic
Cellular component (GO): postsynaptic membrane; plasma membrane; presynaptic membrane
Molecular function (GO): kainate selective glutamate receptor activity; transmitter-gated monoatomic ion channel activity involved in regulation of postsynaptic membrane potential
Source: RefSeq, a predicted model, not a curated record